This is a messenger RNA of Pseudopipra pipra, 1317 nucleotides long. RefSeq lists its product as uncharacterized. Lineage: Eukaryota; Metazoa; Chordata; Aves; Passeriformes; Pipridae. The transcript has 6 exons. Bases 624 to 1016 code for a protein of 130 amino acids. The record is from RefSeq and is a predicted model, not a curated record.
CUUCUGCAAGCCUUUUCUAUCCUCACAAUCCAACCCAGGCAGUGAGGUCACAGCAGGGCUGUGAGGUCACAGAGCCCCGUGGUCCCACAGCACCACAAGGAUCGACCACUCAGUCCCUGACUGCAACUGUUGCAGCAGCAGCGGCGGCGGCAGCAGUGUCAGAUUUGGUGGCGUUUGGACAGUGAUUACUGGACAGUGAUUACUGGACAGUGAUUUCUGGACAGAGAUUGUAGAGCAGCGGUGUCAGGACAGGGGUGUCAGGACAGGGGUGUCAGGACAGCGGCGGCAGCAGUAGCUGCCGGCCGGUGUGAGGGCGAGGGGCCAUGGCCCUUGCUCUCCGCCUCUUCCUCCUCCUCCUCCUGGCAGUGGCCCUGCACGCCAGGGCUGCCCAGGCUGCUCCGGUGCCAGCGCGGGGAGCAGAUGAGAACACUGGGAAUGCUUCCCCAUUAGACUGGCUGCGUAAAGUUUUGCAGCCCUUGCAGCCUCCUGCAGGGGUGUCUGCAGGGAGGACUUUUCCAGCUCCUCUUCUGGUUCCUCGGCCCAAACUCCUCUCACAUGGCAGGGGUGAGUAGUCUGUCCCUGCUGACCUCACAGGCUGAGCUCUGGUUUUCUCUAAUCCGUCCAUGUCAAAUGGAACUGCUUGCCAUUCUGGUCCUCCAAGAGGCAAGAGCCAACGUCCAGGAGAGAAAAAGACCCAGAUGGACCAAGGGGCUGUUCACAAGUUAAUGUUCCCUGAAGGAAGCAGUGGCUCCGUGCCAGGCUCUGCUGAGGGCAGGGAGGCGAUGCCAGGCACGGGCACACGGGCCAAGCCUGGGGGUGACGGUGAUCAGGAACCCGGAGUGGGGCCCAGGGUUGAGCCUCCGGAAGGUCGUGUGGGUCCUCCAAGAGGCAAGAGCACACGUCCAGGAGACAAAAAGACCCUUGAGUCAAAUGAAGUUCUGAAAGAAAUUUUGAAGGAACUUCAGAACGGGCGCUCCCUGGCUCCCACCCUGGGCAGAGGCUCACGUGUCUCCUGAGAGGGCCUGACUCUGUCCCCUUGGGCUGUGGGAGCUGUCCCAGGGCAGGGAAGGAUGAGGCUGGCACUGCCUGCUGCAGGGAUGGGUUGUGUGCGUGUCCCUCAAAGGAGCGACUGCUCAAGCAGCUCCGCUCCCCCCGGGCUCUCCUCCCGGCCUUCUGGGUUUGCUUUGGUGGGACAGCCUGUCCCCAGGGCCUGGAGCCUCCAGGCACCCGCACUGAGGGAAACAGAGAAUGUCCUGGCUGUGUCCAACGCGCUGUCGGCUUAGCAGGGGUGCCCAGGACGGGCUAACGCUCCAAAUU